This is a messenger RNA of Heterostelium album PN500, 1329 nucleotides long. RefSeq lists its product as uncharacterized. Bases 1 to 1329 code for a protein of 442 amino acids. Gene Ontology annotation, molecular function: translation elongation factor activity; GTPase activity; GTP binding. NCBI's taxonomy places the organism in Eukaryota, Evosea, Eumycetozoa, Acytosteliales, Acytosteliaceae. The transcript has 2 exons. The record is from RefSeq and is a predicted model, not a curated record. Gene Ontology annotation, biological process: translation; translational elongation.
AUGGGAAAAGAAAAACCAUGUAUUAAUAUUGUAGUCAUUGGUCACGUUGAUGCCGGAAAAUCAACAUUGAGUGGACAUUUAAUUUAUAAAUGUGGUGGAAUUGACAAGCGUACCAUGGAGCUUUAUGAGCAACAAUCUGCUCAAAUGGGAAAGGGAACUUUCAAGUUUGCUUGGGUCAUGGACAACCUCAAGUCUGAGCGUGAGCGUGGUAUCACGAUCGAUUGCUCUCUCAUGAGAUUCGACAUUGACAAGUACGAUGUAACAAUCAUCGAUGCCCCUGGUCACAAGGAUUUCAUCAAGAACAUGAUCACUGGAUCGUCUCAAGCCGACUGUGCAGUGCUCGUAGUGUCCUCUGUCAAGGGUGAAUUCGAAGCCGGUAUUGACAAGAAGGGUUCGACUCGUGAGCACGCUCUCUUGGCCUACACCCUUGGUGUCAGACAAUUGAUUGUCGCCGUCAACAAGAUGGACGAUGAGAAGACCACCAACUACUCUGAGGCUCGUUUCAAUGAGAUUGUCAAGGAAACUUCAAGUUUUAUCAAGAAAAUCGGUUACAAUCCCGAGAAGGUUCCAUUCAUUCCACUCUCUGCCUGGAAUGGUGACAACAUGUUGGAAAAGUCCACCAAGAUGCCAUGGUACAAUGGUCCAACUUUGUAUGAAGCUCUCAAUUCUAUUGUCGAGCCAAAGCGUCCAGUUGACAAGCCAUUACGUCUUCCCAUCCAGGAUGUCUACAAAAUCGGUGGUAUUGGAACAGUGGCCGUCGGUCGUGUUGAAACAGGAGUCAUGAAGGCCGGUCAGCCAGUCGUGAUUGCGCCAGUCAACAAGGUCUUGGAAGUCAAGUCGAUUGAGCGUCACCACGUACAAGUCGAUCAAGCCAUUCCAGGUUUCAACGUUGGUUUCAAUCUCAAGAUUGGUCACCGUGAUAUCUGCCGUGGAAUGGUGGUAGGUGACACUGUCGAUCCACCAGCAGAAUGUGAAAGAUUCGUAGCACAAAUCAUUGUGGUCAAUCACCCCGGUCAAAUCCAUGUCGGAUACACCCCGGUCGUUGAUUGUCACACCUCACACAUUGCAUGUCGUUUGGUAAACAUUAUUGAUAAAGUUGAUCGUCGUAGCGGUGCUGUCAUUCCCAAGGAUGAGAAUGAACCGUUGUUCUUGAAGACUGGUGACAGUGCAAUGUGUGAAUUCCAACCAACCAAACCAAUGGUUGUUGAGCCUUUCUCUGAGUACUCUCCACUCGGUCGUUUCGCCAUCCGUGACGGUGGUUCCAACGUUGGUGUAGGUGUCAUCAAAUCUGUCACCAAGAAGCAAGCUGUCGUUGCCAAGAAGAAAUGA